AUGUUGCUUACNACUCGAUGGUCUGGAAGAUUGACUUCUCUAGAUUUAGAUGAAGCCAAAACUGUUUUGAACCAAGCUUAUAAUAAAGUUUCAGAAAGUAGAUCAAAAUUUACUGAAAUAAAAGGUGAGGCUGCAGAAAUUGCAAGAACUUGGAAUGUUCCCCUUGAGUUUCAAAAGAAACGACAGCCUAAAGUGAAACACCAUUUUGAUGAAUUGGCGAAAAAUUAUCACUUUUCUUCAAGAGAAGAUAUGUUUAGAGUUGGAAUAUUUAAUGUUGUCAUAGAUACUAUUUCACAUCAACUACAUGAAAGAUUUAAAAGCAUGGAAAAAUUAAGAAAUUAUUUUGGAUUUCUGGAUCCACAAAGAUUAUCAACGUUAAAAGACAAAGAUAUUUUAAAAGAAUGUGAAAAAUUACAAAAGAAGUAUUCAACUUUUUUAACUGAACAAUUUUCAUUGCAAUUUAUUCAUGUUCAUUCGCUUUUAAAAGACAAGUUAAAAGAAUUGCAAAGUGUAAAAGAUUUUGCUAACUUAGUAAUGACCAAAUAUAAUUGCUUAGAAACUGAUAUAUCGGAUGUAUUUUCUGUUUUUAUAUUGUUCUUCACACUCCCUGUAACAGUUGCUUCUGUAGAAAGAUCAUUUAGCAAGUUAAAAAUAAUAAAGGACUAUAGAAGAAAUAGUAUGGGACAAUCGCGGCUGAAUGAUCUUUCUAUAUUAGCAAUUGAAAGCAGUGAGGCUAAGAAAAUGGAUUUAAAAAAUUUAAUAAGUAUAUUUGCAGCGAUGAAAUCUAGAAGAAAACAACUUUUGUAA
Molecule: messenger RNA, 807 nt
Organism: Onthophagus taurus
Lineage: Eukaryota; Metazoa; Arthropoda; Insecta; Coleoptera; Scarabaeidae
Source: RefSeq, a predicted model, not a curated record